CCCCGUCAGUCGGCCUUUGGCGGGCGCCGCGUCCGGAUCGUCCUUGCUCAUCCUUCGUCUUUAUGCCUUAUCGAUUACGCGGCCACCUUAGAUGAGUGCUGUGGGUUCGCAUGGCGAGAUUUUGCUGCUUUUGCUGCUGCACCAGGAGUCAGAAUGACGACGCUGACGCCGCCACCACCAAGACCCCCAUCUCCGAACAAGGGGGCGACGCUGAUCAGGAAGAAGACCUCGAAACAGGAAACCUCCGCAACAAAUAUGCGCUCGCUCCCGGCCACUCCCUCAUGGACUGGAUCCGGUUGGGCUCCUCCGGCAAGGACCUCACCGGCGUGGGUUCACAGGCCGGCAACCUUUCGGUGACACCCAGCGAGCUCGCCCUGCAUAACAAGGAGACGGACGCCUGGCUAUGCAUCCGAGGGCGGGUGUACAACGUCACCGCAUACCUGCCGUUCCAUCCUGGGGGCCCCGAGCAGCUCAUGAAGGGGGCGGGAAAAGACGCCACCCGAUUGUUCGAAGAGGUGCAUCCCUGGGUCAACUUCGACCAAAUUCUAACCAAGUGUUACGUUGGUAAAUUGAAAGCACAUCCGGAAUUUGAGCCGGAAGAAGUGUUCAAAAGCGAGAAAAACGCACCGCCACCACCACAAAACAAUGAGACUGUCGCAAAUGCCACAAAGGAACCAAUUUUGUUACCGAGAUUCGACUGGAUCCAAAAGUUGGAUUACAUUACGAUUAUUUUUUAUACCGGGAAUUUUUCGAACCCGAUGCUUGAGACGACGACUCGGGGCGAUGAUAACACACACAGUAUUUUUUUAACUUAUAAUAACACGAUCUUCGAUAAUGAGAUUGUCUUUGCCGGGAAGGUGCACUUUCCGGGACGGAUUAAAGUCACGUGUGAGACGGGGAAAGUCGAGUUGUGUUAUAAGAAAUGCCAAGGAAGUGUUUGGGAUAAUUUUGGGGUACUUAAGCAGAAGGCAAGGCCUUACACUGACUCGCUUGUCCAAGCCAAAUUAAAAUGUAAAGUCGUUAACAAGAUCAAAGUUAACUACAACACGGUUCUUAUCGAAUUGGAACGAAGUGAUAACACCAAAAGUGUCGUCCCGCUCGGGAAACACAUCAAGGUUUUUGACACAAUCAAAGGGGAGGAAAUCGUCCGGAGCUACACCCCCGUCCCCAUCUGCCUUUUCAGCAAAUUCCGCCAACAGAAUUACACCACUGACAAUAUUUGUCUCAUGGUGAAACGCUACCCCGAGGGAAAUCUUAGCAAAAUACUUGGAGAUUGUCUAACUGGCGACACUGUUACAAUUUCCAAGCCUUUAGGGUCUUUCAAUUUACAAGAAAUCGAAAAACGUGAGACUUUCAUUAUCCUAGCUGCUGGCACAGGCAUCACGCCCAUGUUUGCCAUAAUAUUGUUCCUCCUAGAGCGAAGAAUAAGAAAAUGUCAGCGUUUGCGACUGCUGUUUUUCAACCGCACCCCCGACGACAUCCCCUUCCGAACCCAGUUCGAGGAGCUCCAAAGGGAGGAGCCCCGUUUUAAGGUGUUCCACGUGUUGUCGCAGGCCGAUAACACGUGGACGGGGCUCAGGGGGCACGUAAGUCGGUCAAUCCUCGAGGAAACAAUCGCCGAUCAUUUGAAAGACACCACCUAUGUUAAAAGCGACGUCUAUUUUAUGGUGUGUGGUCCUACGAUUUUCACAACUUUGACGCAACAAUUGUUCAAAGAUUUGCAAUUUAAAGACGAACAAAUUCACUUUUUCUUAGGAUAGCAGGCCGUCGAUCACUUCGUCUUGAGCAUUUUUCAGUUAAUAGGAGAGAAAAGAGCAAUAAUUCAGUCCUAGAACGCACGCGCUACGUGAACACAGCCUGGGUAGGUUUGGGCGCGGGCAACAAAAAAUAAAACUGUUUUUUACUUAAAACCAUGGCCUCCUUGAUGUAUGGAGACAACUUCGUUGUUCAGGCCUGGCGCAUCGAUAAGCUUCAGCGGUUUUUUCGAAACCGUAGAUGGCGCCCUAUUUAGCGCACUGACGUUUAUGUGACAAAUAGCAUUUGUGAGGUUAAAUCCGAAAAAAAAUUGAAUUUAACAAGUACAAUCAUCAUAAGAGAAGGUGAAAAAGAGCCCACAAUGUAAUUGAUAAUUUCUAAAUACAAAAACUCAAAAAAAUUUAUAAAGUAGUAGAUUUUUUUCGGGAGUUUGGUGAUCCACGAGCGGUGCUUGAGAGUGAGCAGAGGUCCAGACAGGGACUUUGGAACGGACGGCUCAGAGACACUCUAGCAGAAGAACGCUGGAUCGAGCUUUUUAAACCAUUUCAUUUGAAAAAAACGACUUCCUUUGUACAUUUUACUAAAACUAAAUUAACAAUAGCAGGUUUUGAAAAUACGUGUGUGCAAAAUAGUUUCAUUUGCCUAAACAAUGUAUUGCAAAUAUCUGCUGGUUAAAAGGUUGCAAAUACCUUUCAGAAAACUUAAGCCAUGUCUUAAAAAUCACAGAUUUGUAACGCAUUCAUCCUUAACCAUUGGAAAAACCAUAGAGUAUGCAUAAUAAAUGGAAGGUUCUUUGAAACAUCGUUUUCUCUGCAUCUGUGUCUGCGUACUAGUGCCGUAGGUUAUGCUUAAAAUACUUAUAAACGAUGAACAAUCAAUUCACCUUAAAAUAAUUUGUAUAUCUUCUGAAGCUGAAAAUAAAAAAUCCUAAUGAUCGUAAAAUGAUUUCCUGCAAAAGUUACACUAUCCAAACGUUCAUUCAGGGCAUAACUUUAGAAUUAUCCUCACAUAUUCAACGUAUUUCACGAAUGCACACUUACAUCUUUCAAAUUUAUUAGUCUUUAACCUCAAAAAUGGUAUUUGUCAAAUAAACGUCAGUCCGCUAAAUGCAGCGCUAGUGGAGAAUCAGCCGAACUUAAAGAUGCGCCAGGCCUGAACAACGAAGUUGCCUCAAUACAUCAAGGAGGCCAUGCUUAAAACAAAUCGCAAAUUCCCCCAAAGGAGCGGAAAAAAUCAAAAUUGAGGCUACGUCGGUGACGUCACAACACUUGACAGUUAUGACACCAAUACGCGCUAUCAGUGUGACGUAGACAUUUGAGGUAGGUCAGCACCUUAAAGCUAAACAAUCGCCAUUUUCAAUGCUUUUCUUAUGGGCAUUUAAAAGUUUUUCGUAUUUCUUUAAUGCUAGAAGUGUAGGAACAUUACUUUUACAGAGAAAUGAUAGCUAUGAAAAAUGCAAUGUCGUUUCUUAAAGAUUUUAGCAACUGAGCUAAUAUUUCUGUAAGUUGAACACAUAAAUCCUUUUCUAACCUAACUUUUUUCAAACUUCAAAAUUCAGUUUUUCUUAAUUUGGACAUCAUAUUGAUGUAAAUUAUUAUGUGGCCUUUUAAAACUGAGGGAAAAAUGGUUUGCCACACUAAUGACAUUGGAUUUCUUCUGAAUGACGAAUUCAUGGGGUGCAACCGGCGCAACCCCAAUAAACGGGUUGUUUUCUGUCCCCCUCCCCCAUCACGAGGGAUGAAUAGCAGGUAUACGAGGGUAGAGGGUUCAGGCACAUACAUGGUUGAAAGUAGUACGGGUUGUGAGUUCUGUGCUUCUUUCGUGAGUGUCUUUUGUUAUCGUGUUUUUUCCGAUCGUUCUCCAUAUCUUCGUGUUCUUGAAUUUUUAAAAUUCUGUUUUUCCAAGACAUUAUCUCAUUUUUGUGGUACAUCAUUAGGUAUGAUUUGUGAAUAAUAUUUUGUUGCGAUACUUUGAUAGUUCAUGUGUAGUAGGUUUUUACAUCACAACUAUGGGAAUGUGUUGGGCUCCAGAUUGCAAACACUAUAGUACUCGCGAUAAAUGCCAUUUUUUUAGUUUUCCUAAGUCGGGAAAAGAACGAGCACUAUGGAAAAAAUUGUUGAGAAGAGAUGUAGAACCCGGACCAGGAGCCUACGUUUGCAGCUGCCAUUUUCGGGAUGGAAGAAAGGAAAAUGGUCCUGAAUUAUUUUUGCACAAUAUCGCAAAAAGAGCCUAUUUUCAAGUGGAAUCUCCAGAAAAAAAAAAGAUGAAAAAACAAGGACUCCCUUCUUGUUCUAGUUCCGCUGAAUCAUUAAGUGUUGAUAUACCGGAAGAAACAGUACCAUCGACAAUGAAUUUAGAGGAAGUGCCAUCGACGUCUACAGCCGUAGUUGCAGCACCAGCAGAUAUAAUUCAAGAUGCUCCGUUAGAAUCUAUGGGUGUGCAAGCACCCUUGGUGUCACAUGCGGCUCUUGAAGCAGAAAUGUAUUUUCUCAAAAAGGAAAAUGCUGAACUUAAAGCAAAAAUACAAUAUCUGACAGUACGAUUUUGCUAUGAAAAUGUUCAAGGAAAUGACAAACUCAUUGUUUUAUAUACCGGUCUUCCCAAUAGCCAGAUUUUCGAAGCAUUGUUUCACUUAAUCGAAAAGUUGGACAUAAAAUAUUACCACAAAUGGACAGUCCAAAAGUUAACUAGAAUUGACCAACUCUUUUUAACCCUAGUAAAAUUACGACUCAAUUUCCCUCAACUUGAUUUGGCGCAACGCUUUGGGGUUGCCCAAAGCACAGUUUCUAAUAUUAUUUUAACAUUUGUCCAUGUAAUAUAUGAAAUUUUAUAUAAACAGUUUAUGACGACAAUGCCUUCGCGCGAAAAAAAUAAAUCUUGCUUGCCAACAUGUUUUAGCAAUUUUACUAAUUGUAGAGCAGUUCUAGAUUGUACCGAAAUUUUCACUGUGGUAUCACGUAAGUCUAUGUCAACACAGAAAUUAACAUAUAGUACUUACAAACAUCAUAAUACUUUCAAAGGGCUAAUUGGAGUUGCACCCAAUGGUGUCAUCACAUUUGUAAGUGAUUUAUACGUGGGAUCAACUUCUGAUCAAAAAGUUGUUUUAAAUUGUGGAAUAAUCGACAUGUUAAAAACUGGAGAUAUGAUUUUAGCCGAUAAGGGAUUUUUGAUCCAAAAUAUUCUGCCACCAGGGGUCACUUUGAAUAUUCCACCUUUUUUAUCAAAUGUCCAAUUUACACCAGAGCAAGUUAAGUGUACCGAAAAUAUUGCACGUGCAAGAAUACACGUCGAAAGGGCAAUACGCCGAUUAAAAUGUUAUCAUAUUUUAAAUUUUUUGCCAGAGUCUUUGUGCCACUAUGGAGAUAUUGUUUUUAAAGCGACUGCCGCUUUAACAAACCUCCAAUUUCCAUUAAUUAAAGAGGUAGCAGAAUUGUUUCAGGAUUGUGAUGAUUAAAAUAAUGUAAAAUAAAAACCAUCUAUUUAUAUACAGUUUAUUAUUGUGAAAUAAAGGAAAUAUAUUGGUCAAGAUAAAAUUCUUUUAAAAUAUUGAUAUUUUCUGACCACCCCGGAUCUUUUUCAAUUUGAAAUAUCUCUGUGCACUUUGGUGUCCACACGACAAAGUAGCAGAUACUUCGACCAGUGAUGUGCAUUUGCCCCUGUACUUGGUGGUAAUAAUUGUGAUUGCUGUUAAGAUUAAUGUCCUCAUUUUCAUCCCUCCAAUAAAAAUAUUUUUUAUCCUUCAGGGCUUCAGACAAACUGUCAGUGUCCCUAUAUUUAUAUGGGCAUUUAAUUUCGAGAAUCCCAUCUUCUUCCACUAAUCCAUCAGGACUUGCUCCCAAAAAGCCUGAUUCUUCCAACCUACAAAAAAAAGUAAUAUUACAUUAUUCAUCUAAGUUAUACGUGUUAAUUAUUUUCGACCUACCAAAAUCCCGUCUCUUGGACUUUAAGAUUCGUCGCUUCUUCAAAUUCUCUGAGCGCUGUCUUCUCGUGGGUCUUACCCCACUGCACAGCAGCAACCCUGUCAAGCGAAUAGCCUUCCGCCAAAUUUUUAAAUAAAGAGGGUGGGAAUCUUCGUCUACUGCAAGCAGAUAGUACCAUGCCAAACCUGCUGGCCGUUAAACGAUGUUUCCUUGCUACAUGCCAAUUUUCGUUAACAUGUUGGCCCCGAGUGCACGCCUCAACCAGUUUAAUGCGUGCCUCAUCUAUUCUGCACUUCUCCAAAAGAAACUUUUGUUUGUCUAUGGCCUGCACGUAUUCUAAGCUUUGUAGAAUUUCUUCGAUAUCUGCAAUAAUUUUUCUGGCUUCUUCACUUGCUUCUGGUCUUAGGAGCCAAGUGAAGCCCACCACAUUCGUGACGCCUAUUUCGGCACGGAACUGAAUAAUUUCGUCCUCAGUAGAGGACCUAGACAGUGCCGUAUAGUUUGAUAAUUUCGGCUUGUAAACAUCAGCUAACUUAAUGACUUCUGUUUGUGGUGUUGUUUUUGAUGGGGCACUCCACUGACACUCAAUGUCAGUAGCACUUACAUUAUAAUGAGCAUAAUAUAAUGCUGCAGCCAUAUGAUGGCAAGCCACGUUGCCCCUUGGGCAGGUACAAUGUGCCGUCUUAACCCCUUCUUCUAGGUCAUAUGAAAUCUAAAACACACUUUGUAGAAGAAAUGUCUAACAGUUAAAUAAAUACAAACCUCCACAGUAUAAUUUAGCUUUUUCAUGCUCGGUAGAACUUCUGCAGAAAUUCUCAUCGGUUGUACUGUGCCAUCAAACCUAAAUUUGGUGACGUGACCGCUGGUAAAAGCAUUUUCUCCCCGAACUAAAAAGCGAUUACCGUCCCCAAAAAAUUUCGCAAUAAAGUGAAACUUAACAAUGUGCUUUUCUGCCACUAAAAUGCAUAAAUAUAAUAGUUUCUCAAAGUAUAAUUAAAGCUUACUCACUUUCUCACCGACAACGUGGUUCCCUGUAUUCUUUUAUAAAGUUCGUAUUUUCACAAAAAGUCACUUCUAAAUUAAAUUAAAGUCUCUAGUGGCACAAAUUACACCCGCUGCAGCUAUUUGACACGUUAUUAACGCACAAACACAACCAAAAAACCGAAAAACGUAUUACACCACAUGUAAAAGACUGGUUGUUUAGCUUUGAGCAACUGACCUACCGUAAUAAGAGUGGGGAGGUGACGUCACGACUGAUAGCGCGUAUUACAAACAUGGCUUAUCACUUAUUUCUUUGUACGGUUUUGCGCUUGCACUUUUUUGCAUUUGUACGGUUUAUUUUUGUGUCCUGUUCUGUGGUUGCCUGCGCCCCCGUUUUUUCUGUGUUUCCAUUGUGAUAGAGCGCUUAAUGUGAAUUGUACAUAUUUAUAAAUAAAAGAAUAUUUUUUA
Molecule: messenger RNA, 7124 nt
Organism: Tribolium castaneum (red flour beetle)
Lineage: Eukaryota; Metazoa; Arthropoda; Insecta; Coleoptera; Tenebrionidae
Exons: 7
Coding region: 111-1760 (549 amino acids)
Biological process (GO): generation of precursor metabolites and energy; superoxide metabolic process
Cellular component (GO): endoplasmic reticulum
Molecular function (GO): cytochrome-b5 reductase activity, acting on NAD(P)H; heme binding
Source: RefSeq, a predicted model, not a curated record